This is a messenger RNA of Abrus precatorius (Indian licorice), 3326 nucleotides long. Its product is annotated as protein STRUBBELIG-RECEPTOR FAMILY 3-like. Lineage: Eukaryota; Viridiplantae; Streptophyta; Magnoliopsida; Fabales; Fabaceae. Gene Ontology annotation, biological process: protein phosphorylation. Bases 461 to 2842 code for a protein of 793 amino acids. Gene Ontology annotation, molecular function: protein kinase activity; ATP binding; protein binding. The record is from RefSeq and is a predicted model, not a curated record. The transcript has 17 exons.
GAGAAAGAAAACUGUGAACACACAGAUUCAGACAACCUCUUACCUCCGUCAUUGUACCUUUACAAAUUUGCCUUUGCCUUUUUCUUGUUCCCAGUUUUUUCUUUUACAAAGGUUAGGGUUUUACGCAAGUUUUAAUUACUUAAUUAUUAUUAUUAUACACGGAUUUUCCUUUUUCUAUGCAAUGCAAUAUGUGUGCGCGCUUACGUUCCCUUCCCUCACUGCUUUUCAAUCUUAGACACCAACUUUUAUUUUUCUUCACUUGACCUCCAACAAGUGUAACUUCGUGUUAGUGGAAUCUCAAAUCAAGUUCUCAGCAUUUCCCAACAACCUUCUCCUGCUCUUCAGUUAAUUUUUCUCCAAGCACUGAGUUGACUAGGCUCUUCUUUGGUUCGGAAGAUGAUUUUGUGAUUGGGUUCACCGGAGCAGACUGUGCUGAAGAUUAAGAUUGAAGUGGGGAUCAAUGGGUUGGGAGAGAUCUGCUUUGGAGUUCAAGAGAGUGAAGAUCUAUGGACAAGUUCUAUUGGGAUUUUUGUUGAUAUGCACAAUUCAGAUUUCAAGUUCAGUCACUGAUCCCACUGAUGCUUAUAUGUUGCACUGGGAUCCCCUGUUCUCCCUGGAUGGGUUGCUAGUGGAGGAGAUCCAUGCGGACAAGGGUGGCAAGGCAUUCAGUGUAAUGGAUCAUUCAUACAAAAAAUGUAUAGUUCUGAAUGCUGCAAAUUUGGGAGGAGAUCUGGGUGAUAAUCUGUCAACUUUUGUUUCAAUCACAGUAAUUGAUCUAAGCAACAACAACAUUGGAGGAAGUAUUCCAUCCAAUUUGCCAGUUACCAUGAAAAACCUUUUUCUUUCAGCCAACCAGUUCACUGGAAAUAUUCCGACCUCUUUGUCCACUUUGACUGGACUGACAGACAUGUCUCUUAACAACAAUUUUUUAUCCGGAGAAUUACCAGAUGCUUUUCAGUCACUUACACAAUUGAUCAAUCUAGAUUUAUCUCAAAAUAAUUUGAGUGGGGAAUUGCCUCCUUCUAUGGAUAGCUUGUCAGCCCUGACCACCCUACACUUGCAGAACAAUCAACUGUCUGGGACACUUGAUGUUUUACAAGACCUUCCUCUGAAAGAUUUGAAUGUUGAAAACAACCAGUUUGCUGGCCCAAUACCCCCAAAGUUGUUAAACAUCCCUAACUUCAGACAAGCUGGAAACCCAUUUAAUGUUAAUGGUACUGCAACUCCUGCUUCUUCACCUCGCUCCCCAGUGACAGCACCACCAGGAACUCCAGUUUCCACGGCACCAUCUUCUGGCCGUGUACCUGCAAAACAGGCUGAUGGACCAACUGCAGUUAACGAAUCACAUUCUGGGAAGUCCAAAAAAACCACCAAAAGGGUGGUUUGGAUAUCUAUUGCUAGUGUGAUGGGAUCCAUUAUUUUGUUACUAGGACUCAUUCUAUUUAUUCCAAGAUGUAGCAGAAGGGAACGGGUUGACAGAAGGUCUAAGCGACAUCAAAUUGGUGCAUACGGUGAAAGACAAAAUGCCAGGGAUUACGGGGCUAUAGUCCAGCCACCUAGUCAAACAGAGAAAGUACCUGUUGGGGAUGCUCCAAGGCCAAAAGAGGGUCAUCAAGCAGAGACCAGGGGAGUGGGGGUUAUUCCAAAUCCACAGGGAAAGCAGGAGAAGCAAGAGAAGGAUGUGGAAAGAGUGGCAACAAUACCAAAGCCAGGAGAUCAUGAGAUAGAUAUGAGUACUCUUGAAGUAUAUGCGAUGCCUCCCCCUCCCCCUCCACCCCCACCACCCCCUCCCCCUCCCCCUCCCCCGCCUCUACCCACAUCAUCUCUCUCUACUGAGAGGGUGAUUGUUGAGCCAACCACAUUCCAUAGAGGGACUAAUGUUAAUCCAUCCAUAAGAAGUUCAGUUCCUCCUCCCACUUUUGCAAAAUUUUUCACCAUUGCAUCCCUUCAACAGUAUACAAAUAGUUUUUCUCAAGACAAUCUUAUAGGAGAAGGCAUGCUGGGUAGCGUGUAUAGAGCAGAGCUCCCUGGUGGGAAGCUGCUUGCUGUAAAGAAACUGGACAAGAGAGUUUCUGAUCACCAGAAGGAUGAUGAAUUUCUUGAGUUGGUAAAUAGUAUUGACAGAAUACGACAUGCAAAUAUUGUUGAGCUUGUUGGAUACUGUUCAGAGCAUGGUCAAAGGCUUCUGAUCUAUGAGUACUGCAAUAAUGGGUCAUUGCAUGAUGCACUUCACUCAGACUAUGACUUCCAAACAAAACUCUCGUGGAAUGCUCGUAUUCGGAUAGCACUUGGAGCAGCUAGAGCCUUGGAAUAUCUGCAUGAGCUAUGUCAGCCACCCGUGGUGCAUAGAAAUUUGAAAUCCGCCAAUAUUCUCCUUGAUGAUGAUCUAUCUGUGCGGGUAUCUGAUUGUGGUUUAGCUCCAUUGAUAGCUUCAGGAUCUGUCAGUCAGCUCUCGGGGAACCUGCUAUCAGCUUAUGGAUAUGGGGCUCCGGAAUUUGAGUCUGGAAUUUACACAUACCAAAGUGAUGUGUUCAGCUUUGGAGUGAUUAUGUUAGAACUUUUGACUGGCCGUCAGUCCCAUGACAGGACACGUCAACGAGGGGAGCAAUUUCUGGUCAGAUGGGCAGUUCCCCAACUUCAUGAUAUUGAUGCAUUAUCAAGCAUGGUUGAUCCUUCUUUAAAUGGAAAUUACCCGGCAAAAUCGUUGUCCAAUUUUGCAGACAUUAUUUCUAGAUGUCUUCAGUCGGAGCCAGAAUUUAGGCCAGCAAUGUCCGAGGUGGUCCUAUACUUACUAAAUAUGAUAAGGAAGGAGUCUCAGCAAAGUGAAGCAAAUCAAAAUUGAGAAUAGUAGUGAAGUGACAUUUGUUUGUGAAUUAGUUUGCAGAGAUUCAUUUGCUGAAUAUGUUCAACUAGUAGAGAUAUCAUAUACGUUUCAUCUGCGGGGAGUCCAAUCCAUACUCGUGCUAACCUAUUCAACAUUCACAUGAUAAAUUCUGUCAAGAGUUUUGACCAAUCAGCUUCAGGAUUGUAGUGACCAACACUCCUCAUAUGCGUAGUCUUAUCAUAUCUGAUAAUUUCUUAGUUCAUUAAAUUAUACGAUGCCAUUUAAUGUUGUAGAGGCGUGCUUACUAACCCAUUUGUUUGAUAAUUGUUUCCAAAUUCUUGAUAAUGAAAAUGUAAUUCCAUUUGUGGCAUCAUUAUGGUUUUUAUGUUCAUCCUUCAUAAUAAAAGUUUGGUGAUCAUUUGUACUAAAUAACAGACAGGCUUUGUAAUUUAAUAUUAAUUGUUCUUUGUACACUACAAAAGGAUUUCUCUUGUUUUUUUGG